UAAAUUUGAAUGAACAAAUACGAAGUACUAGGUAUCGUUAACGAAGGAGCUUAUGGCAUUGUUUAUAAAGCCAAGAAUAAAGAAAAUGGGGAUGUUGUUGCUAUUUAAGAAAUUCAAAGAGACAGAUGAAGAUGACAUCGUGAAGAAGACAACACUUAGAGAAGUUAAAGUCCUCAGGAUGAUCAAGCAUCCAAACGUUGUGCAACUCAAAGAGGCUUUUAAAAGAAAGGGAAGACUGUUCCUCGUAUUCGAAUAUUGAGAGAAGAACCUCCUUGAAGUAAUCGAAGAUAAGCCACAAGGAUUAUCACCUGAAGAAAUCAAGCGGUUUAUUUAUGAACUCCUCAAAGCUAUUGAGUUCUGCCACAGACACGGAGUCAUCCAUAGAGACAUCAAACCUGAAAAUUUGUUGAUCGAUGGAACCCAAGACAUCCUCAAACUGUGUGACUUUGGAUUUGCUAGAACGAUGACCAAUAAAAAUAAAAAUAAAUUAACAGAUUAUGUAGCCACAAGGUGGUAUAGAUCCCCUGAACUUUUACUUGGCAGCUCUUAUGGAGCCCCUGUAGAUAUCUGGGCUAUCGGCUGUAUCAUGGGAGAAAUAACUGAUGGAGAUCCAUUAUUUCCAGGAGACUCUGAGAUAGACCAACUAUAUCAAAUUCAAAAAAUUAUUGGAAAACUUACUCCUGAUCAAGAAGAACAAUUUGCUAAAAAUCCGAGGUUCAUUGGCUUAAAAUUUCCUGAGCUUAAAACUCCAGAAACCUUAGAGAAGCAUUACAUAGGAAAGAUGGCAAAGAAUGCCAUUGACUUAAUGGGCGGGAUGCUUAGAAUGGAUCCUAAGGCGAGAUAUUCAGCCAUAGAUGCACUCAGCCAUUCAUACUUUGACACUGUUAGAGAUUCUGAAGUAGAAGAACUCAUAGAAUCACAUAAGGAGAAACUUGUUAAACAAGUUGAAGACCAGCAGAAACGAUUGAAAGAAAGCAAUAGCCGGACCAAAGAUCAUUCAAAAAGAAGGACUUCUACAGAAAAGAGUAGCUCAAAGACAAGGACGAACCCAUAUUCUCUGCCUCUUGGGACAAGCCCUCCUCAAUUCAAAAAGAAGAAGAAUACCCAGAAGUUUCAUAAAGAAAAGAAGGCGAGUAAUUCUAUCAAGAAUCUUAGAAAAGGAAGGUCAAGCUCUAAGGAUAACCAUCAUCGCAGGAAUGGGCCUACUAAUUCAUAUGACAGUAACGCUUAUCCUAGGAACACCAGGAAUAAGAGGAACAUGCCAAAUAAUGACUCGUUAAGAGAGAACCAAAGUAUGAGCAACUAUAUCCCUUCUUCCUUCAGUGGACUUUAUUUGAAUAGUACCAACACUAAAAAUGAAACAACUGAAUAUGAUUAUGAAAUCGGAGGAGAAUUUGGCCAAAAAGGGGUAAUGGCAGCUUCCACACUUCUUGAUAAUUCAAUGGGCCUCCCAAGCCAAGUUUACGGAACAGGGGAUCUUAAGAACAGUUUAUCAACUUCUGUUUCAGGGAUCUUGUCUAAAGCAACGUUACAGGCUAAAGACAUGAGGAAAGAUAACAGCUCCCGUAAGAUCCCUUCUCUCUCGCCAACAGGAAGAUCAGAUGAGAACAAGACUUCAUUUAAAUCAUAUCACAGUAGUUUGAUCAAUAAGGCUAUGAGCCAGUCAAAAAUUCGAAAAUUAUUUGAAAAUAUUUCUAACGAAAACAGUCAUUUACAGAGCAUUAACGAGACGCUUCCACCUCGUCAUGAUCAGUCAAGUUCAUACUAUGAAGAAGAGAAGUCUCAGAAAAGCUUUAGAGGAAAUAAAUCCAGGAAAAGAGGCUCCUUAAAGACUCGAGAGAAUACUGAGAGAAGGGCCAUACAGAGAUUCAAGCAGACACAACCUAAGCAAUCAUUCAAGAAGAAGAAUGAAUCUCAGAUGUCUAUUGUAGAGUUUUCUAGAGGGAGGAUGUCUGGUCAGAAUGAGUAUAAUUAUGAAAUACCAGACUCUCAGAAUACUUCACAGAUGAAAUCAGAGGAUUACAGGCACACUGGAGGGCAGUACCCAUUCUUAUAA
Messenger RNA from Moneuplotes crassus, 2056 nucleotides. Lineage: Eukaryota; Ciliophora; Spirotrichea; Euplotida; Euplotidae. The record is from the annotation of a GenBank genome assembly.